CGCUCUAUAGCCUACGAGAAAUUUCAAAUUGCUGUUGACCAACUCAACGAGUCCCUCGCAGAAGGAGAACGUGUUGCCGCCACACGUGAGAAGCUGGCUCAGGAUAGAGCAGAGUAUGCCAAGGCCCUGGUCGAUAGAAUCGAGGACGACAAUCUAUUUCACGCCAUCUUCAAGAAAGAUCGCGAUGGAAAUCUCUUCAUUAAAAACCCAUCCACUGCUGAAGUGGUUGAGCAGUAUCCUUUUAGCUCACAUUUACCGUCCAGAGCCUAAAGUGGGGCUACAACUGGUAGUAAACUAG
Messenger RNA from Protopolystoma xenopodis, 298 nucleotides. The record is from the annotation of a GenBank genome assembly. Lineage: Eukaryota; Metazoa; Platyhelminthes; Monogenea; Polystomatidea; Polystomatidae.